GGGCGUCAAGAUCGCCACCCAAAGCAAACUUGCAUCGGUUGGCACCGACGCUCGUCGAAACCGUGCCACCGUACAACCACUGAUUGCGUGAUUUGCAUCCUUUUCCCCUUGGGGGGCCCGCUGUGACUCCCGCUAUGCGGGCUCCAUAAUACAGGAUGCCGCGAUGAUUGGCGACCGGCAUUGGUACAAACACAAAACAAACCUCCUCUGAAUGUCCAAGCACAGGUUGCACAUGCCUGAAACAACCGUAUACAUGCCAUCGCGAGCUCACUCAUUGGCCAGAACCAGAAGAAGGUAGACUGAGACAGAUGGAGAAUGACGGCAUGCGGGUGCGCCUUUUCAUGGCAACAACGGGUAUUAGCCCCCGCCCGACCAACGGACUGAUAGAUGCAAGAAGCAGCAGAGAGGAGGAUGCGAAAGCAUGACACACGAGGUAGCGUGUAAUGGCUGCGACAGGGACUACGAGAUGGAAGAAUCAACUAAUGACCUGAACGUCAUUGCAUGUUUCUCACCUGGAAGACAAGGACAACACCGUGCUGGGGCGCAUGUGACUUUGGCAGCCGCGGAGGAGUGCCUGCACCUAAGGACACACGUCCCUGUUGCAGCAACACUGCCAUGUGCAUCAUGCAGUGUUCAGAAGCUCCACCACUUGAAAUUAGAUGUCCCCUAAGAUGUGUGGAAGAGCGAGGCGAGGACAGGGACACGGAGGACUAGAGGAGGCGGCGUGGGGAGACUGCGCGGGGUGCCCAGAGAAAACAUGGACCCCGCUUGGGAUGCUGUAAACAAGAAGACGGUACAAGCCAUCAAAGUCAAGGAUAUGCCUGCAGGCUACGACUGGUGCUCACAAUUCCCGAAAGGGAUAAAGAGCAUUCGCAUUGACGCCUCAUGGGAAGACCCGGCACCCGUGCCACUCUGGGAAAGCAAGCGGACACGCCCGAAGCGCGAGGAGACGCUAAUCAUGCGAGAUGGUUGUUCUCCCCCAUCCCCAUAUCUGUCUGGCGCACGCUGCAGGAACGCGCGUUAUUUCAAUAGAUCAAUGCGCCGCGGGGUUAAAGGACUCACAUGGCACCCUCAUUAGGAAGCCUGCACACAUUAUGCGCAAUCGUCCUGAUCCCCCGACCCCCGCCCAUGGCGCGGGGCGCAGCCGUCGCCGCGAACGCGCAAAGGCGUGCAAUGAGGAGCCUGCUGCAGCACAACAGCACGCGCAUGAAUUUCCAAUCGCUCUUCGUGGAUGCUGCCCGUAUCACGAAGCAGCUCCUGGAAUCACCUGUCGACCCAUUGAACAAGUGGAAGCGCACUCCAGCACUUGCGGUCAACAGUGCAGGUUUUGACUUUGACGCCGAGGACAUGCCGCGUGGCCCCUCGGGUAGGAGGAGGAGGAAGAGGAGGGAGGAGGAGGAGGAGGGGGCAUACUGGCGCCCCACGACCAGUUGCGGAAACGCCGGCCCCGCCAGCAGCCCCGCCAGCAGAACCCGAAACGCAAGCGGACACGCCGCGACAAGGCAGGCGGCUUGCAGCUCGUGUAAACCCCGACUAUUUUACACCUCGCCCGCGCUUUUCUGCAGAUGUCACGCGGGGUGCUGGGGGUCACCGCGCGACGAUGGAAAUUCACGCUGGCGGGGAUGGGGGAGGAGGAGGCGCGGGGGACUCUGAUGACCGCGAGAGUCCACGGCCAGCAGAGGGGGCUCACAACGCGGCGAGCCACCGCCAGCUCCGCCCGCGGCGACAACUCAGUUUGCCUCGCAGGGCCCUUUGAGCCGCAGCCGUGGAGACGUGGACGCCAAGCGGCGAGGCGCACGGGGGACCCUUCCCCGCCGCCAGCGUUUCG
Prorocentrum cordatum is the source of this 1828-nucleotide messenger RNA. NCBI's taxonomy places the organism in Eukaryota, Dinophyceae, Prorocentrales, Prorocentraceae. The record is from the annotation of a GenBank genome assembly.